AUGGCCAUCCUCGAUGAGCGAGGCCUGAGAACUUUCCGGAAGCCCCAUCCGUGUGCCGUGAGUGAGUGCACGCUGCUGAGAUUCUUCAAGCCAGAGCAAGGGUGUCCCAAAGGGGGCCGGCUCCACCAAGGGGACCUCUUCCAAGAGCUGGCCAGUGUGGGCGAGGCCCGACCCCCACGCCAAAAUGCACACCCACCGGGUGACUGGAGCAGGCUGCUGUGCCCUGGGGUGCUUCGAACCUGGGAUCUUUUCCCCAGAGCGGGCUUCUGGGGGCUCAGGACGCAGAGGUGGGAGCUGUGGGCCCCGGCCGCCCUGACCCUCCUCUCGGCACAGGCCUUUCCAACGGACAUCAGUAUCAGCCCAGCCAUGCCAGCACUGCCCCAGGCUUCCCUGCGCCCGCUGUUCUGGAUGGAGUUCAAAGGCCACUGCUACCGGUUUUUCCCUCUCAAUAAGACCUGGGCCGAGGCUGGCUUGUACUGUUCUGAGUUCUCCGCCAGCAGGAGGUGCACCAAACUGGCCUCCACCCUCAGCUGGGAGAAUGUCUUCAUGAAUGACCUCAUGAACAGCUGCGUUCCUGAGAUCCCAGCUGACACCUGGACGGGCCUUCACGACCACAGACAGUGGCCGCCAGUGCUUUGGGCAGACUUUUCAAAACACUGGAUAUAUGGAGAAAUGAGAUCAUGGAAUGACAGCACCUGCAGCCGGAAGUCUUUUGUUUGCAAGAUUGCAUCUCUGACCAUUCAUUGA
This is a messenger RNA of Myotis davidii, 747 nucleotides long. It is a transcript of the gene CLEC19A, whose product is annotated as C-type lectin domain family 19 member A. NCBI's taxonomy places the organism in Eukaryota, Metazoa, Chordata, Mammalia, Chiroptera, Vespertilionidae. The record is from RefSeq and is a predicted model, not a curated record.